Molecule: messenger RNA, 1720 nt
Organism: Rhizophagus irregularis DAOM 181602=DAOM 197198
Lineage: Eukaryota; Fungi; Glomeromycota; Glomeromycetes; Glomerales; Glomeraceae
Biological process (GO): peptidyl-serine phosphorylation; regulation of autophagy; protein autophosphorylation
Cellular component (GO): cytosol; membrane; autophagosome
Molecular function (GO): protein serine/threonine kinase activity; ATP binding
Source: RefSeq, a predicted model, not a curated record
UUAUUCUUUCCUUCUUAACUUUUAAAUAACAAGAUAUACAUCCCAAAGCGAGAUAUUAACAAACAAUAAAGAAAUGGAUAAAUGUGAAAAAUGUGGUGAAUCAUAUAAAGGUUUUUUUAAUAUAAAAUAUAAAUGGUGUAAACCCUGUCAAAUAAAUCGAUUAAAAAAUUAUACUAAAAUCAGCGGAGAUAAAAAAAUUGAUGAAUUUAUUCAAGAAAUAAAUUCAAAAAUCAAUUGUUAUAAUGAUCUAUUAUUUGAAUGGAUACCAUAUAAUCAAUUUAAUGAUGUUGAAUUAAUAGGUAAAGGUGGUUUUUCUACAGUAUGUUCAGCGAUAUGGAAGGAUGGUCCAUUAAAUUAUGAUGUGAAUAAAAUGGAAUGGACGACAAGAAAAGAAAGAGCUAAUAAAAAAGUCGCUUUAAAAUGUUUAAUUGACUCACAAAAUAUUACAAGUGAAUUUCUAAGCGAGAUUAAAAUACAUACAAUAAUGAAUUCUCAUCAUAUUCUUAAAGCAUAUGGAAUAUCACAAAAUCCAGUAACAAAAGAAUAUAUUAUGGUUUUCGAAUUUGUGGAAGGCGGAAGUCUUAAUGAUUGGAUAAAUAAAAAUUUUAUUAACUUAAGUUGGAAAAAUAAAUUAAAAUCAUUAUUUAAUAUUUUUAAUGCUCUUGAUGAACUUCAUCAAAAAGGAUUUGUUCAUCAUGAUUUUCAUACGGGAAAUAUUUUAAUUAAAAAUGGUAAUUUUCCACAUAUUUCAGAUAUGGGAUUGUGUAGAGAAGCAAGUAAUAACGAUGAAACAAAAAUUUUUGGAGUUAUGCCUUAUUUAGACCCUAACGUGCUAAAAGGAAACCCUUAUACCCAAGCGUCAGAUAUAUAUAGUGCUGGUAUGAUUAUGUAUUUUAUAGCAACUGGAAGACAACCUUUUGCCAAUUGUCCACACGACGAAUUUUUAGCGAUAAACAUAUGUAAAGGUGAUAGACCCGUAAUAAAUAAGACGGAAGCACCAAAGUGUUACGUUGAAUUAAUGGAAAAAUGUUGGGAUUCAAGUCCAGACAAAAGACCGAAAAUAGCUGAAUUAAAAAAAGAAAUUUUGAUAUUUUAUGCUUCAUACACAAAGAAUGAAUCAGGAUUUAAAACUCUAAUGAAAAUUGAAAAGAAACAAGAGCAUUAUGAAAUUGAAAACCAAUUCAAGGAAGCGGAAGAACAUCGAAAGUCAUUAUCUAGUGAAUCAAAUCCUCAUUUACAAGCUAUUUAUACAUCUCGAUUACUUAAUUCUUUUACAAAGAACAUUUCAAAAUACGAUAAUGUUAAUAAUAAUUCCGUAGAAAUUAUUGACUUUACAACCUUGUAAAAUUAAUCUCAUUCUAGGAAGAAAGGGUAAAAGAAUUUCAAAAUAUUUUAAAUAGAUUUUUUUGGGUAUAAAUAUAAUUUUGUUUAAUUCAUUAUGAAUUUAUAUUUAGUUUUUACUAUUUCGUAUUUAUUUAUUUUACGUUUUGACUAGACCAGUAUUAGAGAUUAAUUCCUUAAUUUAGGCCAACAAUUCGUGAUUAAUUCCGGCCAAAAUUAACGAAAAUUUUAGUCAUGUUUAUUUGUGAAUUCUCUGUUUUAUUAAAAUUGUCGAAUAUUUAAAAAUAUUUUCAUUAAAAUUUUAUCAGGUCAAAACACGUUUUCAUUGAAGAUGUUUAAAUAUUCGGUUAAAAUCAUGCCAAAUUAGUCCGAGUUUUCA